AUGAAACCGCUCUCCCUCCCUUCGCAGGGCCCACCACGACUCCCCGUGCGUCCGCCCCCGUCUCCGAGAGAAGACGCCCCCGUCUCAGGACCCGAACCCGUCGCCAGCGGUGGUGAAGAGAACCGGGCAGCAACAACGACAAUGCGGCUGUUGUCUCCGCAGGCGGGGGCCCCCUCUGCCGGCAGUGGGGGGUCUGGCCCAGACGCUGGCACGGAGGACGACCCAGAGUACGACACGGGGGACGGGACAGACGGGCAGGCGCCGACGCAGACAGAGGUGCCCGUGCUGCCGAAGCGUCCGGCCCUGCUGACGGACCUGUCGUCGCCGGAGGACUACUACCGGGAGGAGGAGAACGGAUUCGCCAACCUGUCCGAGUUCUUUUUUCUGAACCCCGUGUCCGGCACAAGCACAGGCACGACAAGCAUCAUGGACAACCCGCCCAGGCAGCUACAGCCGCUGAGUCUCACGCUGCCCAGCAUCACGUCGGUCGCCAACAAGGGCAUCUACUCGGCGGGGCACGGGACGGCCAGCACGGGCCACGCCAGCAACGGCAGCAGCAGCAGCAACGGCAGCAAUGGCAGCAACAACGCUGGCAAGGGGAGCGGCAGCCGGAAAAGCAACCCUGGCAUCCCCAGCCUCAACGGCAGCGACAGCGGAAGCAACCACAGCAACAGCAACAGCAGCAACCACAGCAACAGCAGCAACCACAGCAACAAGUUCUACAUUCACCUCCUAGAAGACGUGCAUCUGGACGACCAGACGGUGCUCUUUGACCUGGUCGACACGCUCAUGCGGGUGCGGUCGGAGAACGAGGAGCUGAAAGAGGGUCUGUGGGACAAGAUCGACUCGUUGAGCACCGCCACGAGGAAGAAGGCCGGACCGGGCCGCCCGGACGACGCCGCCCGGUACGACCACAACAGCUUGUUGUUUGACUCCAAGCUAACCAACGAGCAGCUGAAGCAGAUGCUUGACGAGCAGCGCACGUACAACGGCGUGUUGGCCCAGACCGUCGACGAGUUCCAGGACUCGCUGGACACCAUCAUGGACUCGCUCGUGGGCUCCAACCAGGACGCAGGCAUCGAGCUCCUCUCUGCCAUCCGCAAGGGAGAGGCCGUCGUCGAGGAGAACUCCGACGAGAUGUGGAAGUCGUGGAUGGAGGUCGUUUCGGCCUUGGACGACGUGGCCAAGUUCGACCGCGCAAUCGUGAAGACGGUCCACGGCCUAUAGCGUAUACGACGCCGUUUUGGGCAUCGGCACUGGACUAGCAACCGUGUAUUUUCUACCUAACGAAACAUGAAACCC
Molecule: messenger RNA, 1302 nt
Organism: Pichia membranifaciens NRRL Y-2026
Lineage: Eukaryota; Fungi; Ascomycota; Pichiomycetes; Pichiales; Pichiaceae
Exons: 1
Coding region: 1-1227 (408 amino acids)
Source: RefSeq, a predicted model, not a curated record